AUGAGAGCGCGGGGCCUCUGCGGAGAUGAGCGGAUAAAUUGGUUGAUGGGAGGAGAGCUGGUUGGUGGCCAUGACAGCCUGUCUUUAUCCAGCGGGUACCGAGGACCACAUACCGGUAAAUGGCUGGCGGUGGUGGCAUGUCAUAUGACCAUGGGUUUAGCGUCGGGCGACUUGGGCUUUACUCCAAGUGGUUAG
This is a messenger RNA of Plenodomus lingam JN3, 195 nucleotides long. The record is from RefSeq and is a predicted model, not a curated record. NCBI's taxonomy places the organism in Eukaryota, Fungi, Ascomycota, Dothideomycetes, Pleosporales, Leptosphaeriaceae.